Molecule: messenger RNA, 1240 nt
Organism: Manihot esculenta (cassava)
Lineage: Eukaryota; Viridiplantae; Streptophyta; Magnoliopsida; Malpighiales; Euphorbiaceae
Exons: 9
Coding region: 39-983 (314 amino acids)
Source: RefSeq, a predicted model, not a curated record
AAAUAUAUUGAAAAAUAAAUUUAAUUUCUUUGUAAACUAUGAAAUGCCUAGCAAUUUACCAUAUCCGGUAUCCAGAUAAUCGUCUCGCAGAUAUGAAUUCUCUUCUUCUUCUUCAACCUCUUCCCGCGCUCUCUUCCUCUGUUUUCCUCCAAAAUUCCGGCUAUGUCCCUUCUCUGACCUCUGUAAAAACCAAUAGAAUUCUUCAAUCAAAGCCCCUCACUGCUACAUUACUUGCCCUUACUGAAUCGCCCGAUUCUACCCAAUCCCCUCAACCCCUCCUUAUCCAGCUCUCUGAUUGCUUUGAUCUUCCGUCGGAGUAUUUGGAACAAUUGCCUCGUGAUCUUCGAUUGGACUUAAAUGAUGCAGCUUUCGAUCUUUCAAAUGGGCCGGUUAUUGAUGAGUGUGGCCAAGAGCUGGGAGAACUCCUGUUAAAUCUCGCACGAGCAUGGGAAUUAGCCGAUACAUCAACUUCCCGUGCUUUAGCUAACAAGCUUCCUACUCUGGAGGGUACUCUAACAAAUAAUGCCAAAGCAGCAUUUGGCAAGCGGUUGGUAUCUGCUGGAAGGAGGUUCCAAUCAAUGGGACAGUAUGGCCAGGGUGAGAUGCAAAAGAUUGCACAAGCAAUGAUUACAACUGGGAAACUUCUGUCUGCAAGUUCAACACCAACAACUAGAGAUGACGAACCAAAGAACGAAACCAGAGUCUUCAAGUUUGGAGAACUUCAGGUUGCAGUAACACCAGAGAAAGCCAACAUUGGAGCUGUAAUUGGAAUUGCUUUCGGGAUUCUUUCAUGGGAACUAGCCCAGGGCAUUCAGAGCAUACCAGAGAGCUCAUUGCAAUAUGCAAAUGAUAACGCUUUACUGCUGGCGAAGUCUCUAAGAGGAGCUCUACUUGUGGUUUUUUACUCAUCUGCCAUUUUGUCUGCCUUUACAUCCGUGGGACUUUUCUUACUUGGAAGACAACUCAAGUCAAAAGAAAAGUGAGCUUCUGUGAUGACAACUUUCAGUUCAUCAGAUUCUCUAAUAUUGAUGUGAGAAGCGUUGGGUAUUAUUGUCUGAAAUGUUCAUAACUGUUUAAUCUCAUUGGUUAGUUUUGAUGCCUUAGAGAAAUGUACUAUAGACGGUAAUCUGAGUUUAAAUUUUAUUGUGUAUAUGUAGCUUAUUUUGUUGUAUAAAGUGGACAAAACCAUUUAUGUAUAAUUUUGAAUUAUAAUUGUAUAGUCAUUUAGUGUGCAAAGAUA